AUGUCCUCUCCAUGCUUCAUCGUCCCACCCCACCUCCUCCGCGCAAUCUCAGAAUCCUCCCAAAACCCCGACCAAGUCCGCAAAGCAGCCGCACAAUCCCUCGCCGCUCAUACAGAAGUACGAAGCGCCAGACAGGAACACAUAGCAUACCUUACACAACCUCGCGGAGCCAAGGAAGGAGGACGCCCCGUCCAAACUUCGCCAUUCAUCCCCGAGCAUCUCCUCAAGCAACUGGCGACGUCGGAUUCAGUCGACGAGGAAACUCGCUCCCGUGCCAAGAAGGACUUGUGCCAUCUCCAAGAAAUCUUGGGUAAAAUCCCUGCUGUACAGCAAGCUCUCGCAGCUCGCGAAAGAGCUCGGAGGGAAUCUGCAGAGGCAAUCUCUCGUGCCGUGUACGACGCAAGGCAUUCACAAAACACUUCCUGGCUUCCCGGCAAGGAACAACGUACCGAAGGAGAACCUGCAGUUGAAGACGAGGACGUCAACGAGGCCUAUGACAACGUGGGUCAUGUUCUCAAAUUCUACAAGGAAUUCUUCAAUUGGAAUUCAAUCGACAAUAAGAACAUGAAAGUCGUCAGUACCGUUCAUUUCGGUGACCACUUUGAAAAUGCUUUCUGGUUUCCGUCCAAGCAGCAAAUGGUGUUUGGCGAUGGCAACACGUUUCUACGCAACUUUACUGGCUGCAUUGAUGUGAUUGGGCAUGAAUUGACCCACGCCGUCACGGAUUAUACAAGCCCUCUCAACUACAACGGCCAGUCCGGUGCUCUUAAUGAGCACGUAUCAGAUGUCUUUGGAAUCCUGGUGAAGCAGAGGGUUGAGAAUGAGACAGCAGAGACGGCCGACUGGCUCAUUGGCGAAUAUUGUCUCCUGCCUGGUGUGAAAGGAGUCGCUCUGCGAAGCAUGAGAAAUCCAGGAACGGCAUAUGAUGACCCACGAUUCAACAAAGAUCCCCAGGUAGAUAAUUUUUCCAAGUACCAAGUCAUGGAGAACGACGAUGGCGGCGUCCACAUUCACUCUGGCAUACCCAACAAGGCAUUCUUCCUGGUUGCUACGGCAUUCAAGGGCUUCUCGUGGGAAAAGGCGGGCAAAAUCUGGUGGCAGACCAUGAUUUGCGGCAAGGUACCGGUGAACUGCACGUUCCGACAGUUUGCCGACGUUACCGUUGAGUGUGCAGAGGAGUUGUUUGGUGAAGAGGCUGCGAGGACGGUGCGCGAUGCCUGGACCCAGGUCGGCGUUACUCGAGGUAUCUGA
Molecule: messenger RNA, 1251 nt
Organism: Trichoderma aggressivum f. europaeum
Lineage: Eukaryota; Fungi; Ascomycota; Sordariomycetes; Hypocreales; Hypocreaceae
Exons: 4
Coding region: 1-1251 (416 amino acids)
Biological process (GO): proteolysis
Molecular function (GO): metalloendopeptidase activity
Source: RefSeq, a predicted model, not a curated record